CACAAAUUUUGAGGCCUAUAGGGGAUGGAAAAAAAAUAAAGUUAGGGCAAGUUUCAGACGACACAAUCUGCUUCGACACGCCGCAGGGCACAGCCUCCGCUAUCGCCUCAGGUGACAAGGACACUCUUCUUUGGAUCUCGUGAGGUUAUUUGCCUUGAACUUGAAUCAAAUCAUUGCAUAUUGAGUCUUUCCCUUUUGAGCUGAGGCGAGUUUGACAAUGGCAGACUUACCACGUCAUGUGAAAGCCUGCUUUGAGACUGGGAAACUUGCUUCCUUGGCAAUUUUGGUCUCUAGUGGGAUUGUGCUGCAAGUUUUGGCAUGUGCUUUGUACGAUAAUUGGUGGCCAAUGCUAACAGCGUUAAUGUAUGUGCUUCUUCCCAUGCCUCUGCUGUUCUUUGGUGGGUUGGAUACCUCUUCUUUUGUUUCCGAAUCUGGAAAUAGCUGGAUAAAUGCUACUAAGUUCUUGACCGGAGCUUCAGCAAUUGGCAGCAUUGCUAUACCAAUUAUCUUAAAGCACGCCGGCGUUAUUGGGUGGGGAGCCCUGGCUAUGGAGCUCUCAUCCUUUUUUGUAUUUGUUUCAGCAAUAAUAUGCUAUCUUCGGAUGAACGAUGAUGAUGAUGGAUACCGUAUGUUCUGAGACAUACCCAAGGACCUCUAUUUUAUGUGUAAAAAUGGUAUUUACUAGUGGUUCCAUUGGAAAAUGCUUUUGAUUUGCUGUUGUGAGCAUCACCUCCCAUUUUUGUGGUUGUACAUGCAGAAAACAAUUGUAUUUCUCUUUUCCUUUUCCUUUUAUUGGGUAACAUUAUUUGUAAAGAGUGCAUUCAUUUUAGUUGAAAUGUUCAGUAAAAUUUAGUCGUGCAAGUA
Messenger RNA from Cornus florida, 864 nucleotides. RefSeq names its product vacuolar protein sorting-associated protein 55 homolog. The coding region runs from base 218 to 637 and encodes 139 amino acids. The record is from RefSeq and is a predicted model, not a curated record. The transcript has 6 exons. Gene Ontology annotation, biological process: late endosome to vacuole transport via multivesicular body sorting pathway. NCBI's taxonomy places the organism in Eukaryota, Viridiplantae, Streptophyta, Magnoliopsida, Cornales, Cornaceae. Gene Ontology annotation, cellular component: endosome.